AUGUCCAAUCAAAAUCCCUCCUCCAUUCUAAAGCUAUUCGGGUUUCCGUUGGUGGAUCACGACGACGUUAAGCCGGAGAGAUCCGACGGCACCAACUCCGACGACGACAGGAAAUUCCGGUGCCAAUUCUGCCGCCGCGUUUUCGCCAACUCCCAGGCCCUCGGCGGCCACCAGAAUGCCCACAAGAGAGAGCGCCAAAGGGCCAAGCGCGCCCUCUAUUUCCACACCGCCCACGCACUCCGAUCGCCGCCGUCUCCGCCGCCUCCGCCGCAGCCGCUUUACUCCAGAGUGUUCGCGCCCAACAUUGACGUCGUCGGCGGCGGCGGCGGGGUUGGUGCUUCUUCUAGAUUUCUGCCCCGGAUCAGUAACGGCUACUUUGCGGCGGCGUACGGCAGCGUGUCGGCGUCUUCGGGGCGGUGGAUAUUUGGGAAUUCGGGUGAAAAGGGAUCGUCAGAUCAUGUGGGGGUUGUUGAUCUUCAUCUUAAACUUUCACCGUCGUCUGGUUAA
Molecule: messenger RNA, 507 nt
Organism: Momordica charantia (bitter melon)
Lineage: Eukaryota; Viridiplantae; Streptophyta; Magnoliopsida; Cucurbitales; Cucurbitaceae
Product: zinc finger protein GIS3-like
Biological process (GO): cytokinin-activated signaling pathway; gibberellic acid mediated signaling pathway; trichome differentiation
Cellular component (GO): nucleus
Molecular function (GO): transcription cis-regulatory region binding; DNA-binding transcription factor activity
Source: RefSeq, a predicted model, not a curated record